AUGGAGGUUUCUUCUGGGUUUCUUGAGGAUGAAUCUGUGAGCAAAUCUGGUGCUGUUGAGUCUCCAGUUAAGGUUGCUCAGAAGAGUGAAGCACAGGAUUGGAGGCAACUGUUUCAUAAGGAGAAAUCCAUAGGAACAUUGCAGUAUUUCGCUCAUUCUCAUGAGGGUGGACGAGUUGUAGUGAAGCCUCCAAAGGAAGCGAUUAAGGAAGGUAUUUCAAAAUGGUCCUCUUCUCUGGUAGGCCAGUUUCUUGAUAAACCUCUUCCUUAUUAUAUUGUUAAACGUUCUGUUCAGAGUAUUUGGGCUCAAUAUGGGAAGGUUGAAGUUUUCUUGUUGGAGAAUGGAUUAUAUUUGUUUAAAUUUGCUGAUGAGAAGACACGAGAUGAGGAGAUGGAGGCAAGAGUCUGGCAUAUGGCUAAUAAACCUUUGAUCUUACGCAAAUGGACCCCUGGUAUACAACUUCUAAAGAUUUCUCUAUCUUCUGUUCCUGUUUGGAUUAAAUUGCAUAAUCUGCCUAUUGAGUUUUGGAAUGCUACAUGUUUGAGUUAUAUAGCUAGUGGUGUUGGUAAGCCUAUAUGUGCUAAUUCGGUUACUGAGGAACAGUUGAGGCUUGGUUUUGCUAGAGUUUUGGUUGAAGUAGAUAUGAAUUCUGUUUUUCCUAAAGAGGUUGAAAUUGUUGGUGUUGAUGGGGGUAGGGUUGUAGUUGGCAUUGAAUAUCCAUGGCUUCCUGUUAAAUGUAAGAAAUGUAAGUUGUUUGGUCAUCUUUCUCAUACUUGCACAAAGGUUGAGAAACAGGUUUGGCUUCCAAAACAUACUGAGCCUGUUCAAAAUUUGAAUGCUGGUCUUGUGGUGGAAAAGGCUGCUGAGUUGAAGAAUGGUGGUUCUAAUAUAGUGGCUGAACCUAAAUGGAAUGUGGGGGUGGAUAGAAGGCAUCUUUGGUCUGAUUUAUGUUCUAUGAAGGGAAAAGUAUGUAAUAAUCCUUGGAUGAUUUGUGGGGAUUUUAAUGUAGUUCUUUCUUUGGCUGAAAAAUGGGGUUCUGAUAAGCUUUCUUCGUAUGAAAUUGAAUUUGGUCAAUGUGUGAAUGAUCUUGAAGUUUUGGAUCUUAAUUUUAGUGGGUGUUUUUACACUUGGACUAAUAAAAGUGAGGAGCCUUGGUUUGUAGCCAGAAAAUUGGAUAGAGUUUUGGCUAAUGUGAAUUGGAUGCGUUCUUUUGGAAGUACUGCUGUGGAAUUCCUUUCUGAGGGAAUUUCUGAUCAUUCCCCUACUAUUAUUUCAGCAGGUUCUUUACAAAGUUUUGGCCCUAAACCCUUUAAGUUCUAUAACUUUUGGUUGGAGCAUGAAGGGUUCUUGGAUUGGGUUAAUGAGGGUUGGAGCAUUCAGACUGAGGGCUUCCCUAUGUAUCAGUUGUAUGUGAAACUUCGGUCUAUGAAAGCUAUUUUAAAGGAGAAAAAUAUGGUUUGUUUUGGGAAUUUAAAGCAAAGGGUUAUUCAAGCUCGUGAGAAUCUGACUUUAGCUCAGAAUGGUGUUCUUGCUUCUUUUGGUAGUGCUGAUAGUCUUCUUAAAGAAAGGGAAUGUCUUUAUGCUUAUGUUUCCAUUACUAGAGCUGAGGAAUCCUUUUUGAAACAGAAGGCUAGGAAUCAAUGGUUGCAAUUGGGAGAUCAGAAUAAUAGUUUUUUCCAUAGAUCUCUAAAGGUUCAAAAUGCUAGGAAAACUAUUAACUAUUUGUGGGAUGAGCAUGGCACUAAAGUAGAUGAUGUUGAUCAGAUCAAGAAGGUGGCUGAGGAUUUUUACAAGAAUCUGUUAGGUACAGAUCAGGUGCAAUUUACUGAGGCAAAAGUAGCUAGAGUUAGGCAACUUAUUCCUGUUGCUAUAUCUCUUGAACAUGCAGCCAUUUUGGAGAAGAAGGUUACUGCAGAAGAAAUUAGAGACACCUUAUUUCAUAUGAAAGCAAACAAGGCUCUUGGUCCUGAUGGGUUUUCUGCAGAUUUUUUUAAAUCUACUUGGUCUAUUGUGGGACAGGAGGCAGUGGCUGCCAUUAAAGGUGAUUUGGUGAGUAUGAACCAAUCUGCUUUUAUUCCUUCUAGGAAUAUUUCUGAGAAUGUUUUAUUGGCUCAGGAACUUGUGAGGGGUUAUCAUAAGGAAAAAGGGAAUCCUAGAUGCACUUUAAAAAUAGACCUUAUGAAAGCAUAUGAUUCUUUUGAAGGUAAAAAGGGGCUGAGGCAAGGUGAUCCUAUAUCUCCUUACUUGUUUGUUCUUGCUAUGGAGGUUUUUUCUUGGAUUAUGGCUGAUCACACUAGUGGUAAUGGUGGUUUUGAAUUUCAUCCUAAAUGUGUGAGAAUGAGGCUUACUCAUUUGUGUUUUGCAGAUGAUCUCUUGAUCUUUUCAGAAGCUAGUUUGAGCUCUAUAAGAGUUAUCAAGGUUGCUCUGCUUGAGUUUGAAAAUUUGUCUGGUUUGAAAGCUAACCCUUCAAAAAGUUCAUUUUAUUGUUCUGAAAUUUCAGAUAGAUUGAAGCAUGUUCUUUUGGAUGAUUUAAGGAUGAAAGAAGGUCAUCUCCUUGUGAGGUACCUUGGAGUUCCUCUCAUUUCUUCUAGACUUUCUUCAGCUGAUUGUGGAGCUUUACUUAGCAGAAUUUAUGGUCGAAUAGAUUCUUGGCUUUUCAAAAAUCUCUCUUAUGCAGGUAGGCUCCAGUUGUUAUCUUCUGUUCUUUACAGUUUACAAGUGUAUUGGAUGGGUAUUUUCAUUCUUCCCAAAAAGAUUAUUAGAGCUAUUGAACAAAAAUUCAAUAGGUUUCUUUGGAAUGGGAAAGAGGAAGGUGUAGCUAAGGCUAAAGUUGCUUGGUCUAAUCUUUGUUUUCCUAAGAAGGAGGGAGGGAUAUUAAUUGAGCAGUAUGGCUUUAGGGUUGUUUAUGAUGCUCAAAGUAAUAUUGAAGCUAAACUGUCUUCUGUCAUCUGCAAUGGAGAUUGGUUUUGGAGACCUGCGAGAUCAGAAGCUUUAGUUGCCAUUCAAGCUAGUCUUUCUAAAGAUGUCUAUGUUAGUGCAAAAACUUGGGAAGCUCUUAGAAAGAAGAAUGCAGAGGUGAAAGGUUACUUAAAUGGGGUUAUAAGGGUGAUAUUCAAUGAUGUUUUUGUCAUAGUCAAAUUGAAACUCGUGAUCACAUCUUCUUUGAAUGCAGUUUUAGUUCUAGAAUAUGGAAAUAUGGCAUGGUUCGUUGUAGGGUGUGUAGGCCUCCUGUUAUCUGGGAUCAUCUUGUGCAGUUAG
Molecule: messenger RNA, 3258 nt
Organism: Corylus avellana
Lineage: Eukaryota; Viridiplantae; Streptophyta; Magnoliopsida; Fagales; Betulaceae
Source: RefSeq, a predicted model, not a curated record